AUGGCCCACACCUACUAUAAAACGCUCGCAGUAGCUUUUCUGAUUGCAUCUUUCGCUUCACAGUCGCUCGCCGGGUUCAUGGGCGGAGCGUCGACCUUCGCACCUGCUGGCGGGGCGAUCAUCAAGGCAUGGAACGCGGCCAAGCCGGGAAUCUCCCAGGACGUUGUUGCAUACGACUCUGUGGGAUCAGGCGCCGGAAUCACCGGCUUCAACGGCGGAACCUACCUCAUUGCCGUCUCCGAUGAUCCCAUGACCGCCGCGCAAGAGGGCGGCGUCGUCGCUAGCGGGAAGAUCACCGUGCCGCUCUGCGUCUCCACCUUCAGCUUCUUCGUCAACGGAAAGCCCGGAAUCGUGCUCACGGCCACGCAGACGUUCCAGAUUUACAGCGGCGCCAUCUCCGCCUGGUCGGCCGUUCCCGGCGCGGUCGGCAAGGUCGCGGGCACCAUUACUCCCGUGGGGCGCAGCGACAAGUCCGGCAGCACCGCCAUUGUCAAGACCAUGUGGUCUAAGGCUGUGUCCGGGUACAGCGGCGGCACGGACGGCACGGCCAUGGCUUACGCCGGCGUCACCAAGGUGGAGGGCACGAGCGCCGUGUGCGCCGCGGUGCUGAAAACCAGGGGCGCGAUUGGCUACGCUUUCACCGGCGGCUGCAGCGUCGUGCCUUUCAACGCCAGGAAGCCCAACAACCCGAAGCGCGUGAUCGCCGCGCUCAAGAACGCCGCCGGCGUCGCCGUCGCGCCGCCGUCGUGGGUCCCCGGCGCGGCGCUCGUGGGCGCGCCUCCCGCAGCCGACGGGUCCUGGAGCAACGUGGAUUUCAUCUGGAAGGGCGGAGCGAAGACCCCUGCGAUGGUGUCCAUGGAAUACGGGUUCAUCCGCAAGUCGCUGACUGGCGUGACUGGCGGGAAGAUCGCCAAGGCGUUCAUGCAGUUCAUGAUCGGGAAGCUGGCCAAGGGUGGGUAUGGGUUCAAUGCGGUGCCUGCGGGUUGGAGGAACCCGUCCAUUGCCAUGGUGAACGCCAUUGCUGCGUAG
Molecule: messenger RNA, 1029 nt
Organism: Closterium sp. Naga37s-1
Lineage: Eukaryota; Viridiplantae; Streptophyta; Zygnematophyceae; Desmidiales; Closteriaceae
Source: the annotation of a GenBank genome assembly